Messenger RNA from Chrysochloris asiatica (Cape golden mole), 222 nucleotides. It is a transcript of the gene ERLN, whose product is annotated as small integral membrane protein 6. NCBI's taxonomy places the organism in Eukaryota, Metazoa, Chordata, Mammalia, Afrosoricida, Chrysochloridae. Bases 1 to 222 code for a protein of 73 amino acids. The record is from RefSeq and is a predicted model, not a curated record. The transcript has 2 exons.
AUGGAUAUUAUCCUAUCACAGACAGUCUGGAAAGAAGAGUUCUGGCAAAACCCUUGGGACCUGGGGGGCCUGGUCAUCAUUGGCUUGCUCAUUGCCACAGUCCUCUUGCUCAUCUUGUUUGCUGUUGUGUUCGGGCUCCUGCCUCCGUGUGAAGCAUCCAGCUCCUGUGAAGAGGCAGCUGAAUCCCUGGGGGUUGAAAAGGCGUCAGGGGAAGAAGGCUGA